AUCUUGCUCCGUGGUUGUCUCCGUCUAACAAAUACAUAACCUAGAAAAUGUACGCUCAGCAGAUCAUCUUUAGCUCCGUUAGUAUAAAAAUUGGAGUGAAUCGACCCAUUUUAUGAUGAAACUUGAUGGUAAGAAUAUUAAUCUGUGUUUGUAUGUGGGUUUUUUACUACCUAUUGAUCAGACGUCCGGACGCUGGUUUACUGGUUGUUAGCGAAAAACUCGAACAAGCGACGUUGUCGACAUGAACACCCAGAACACUCUAAACAACACCUCAAACAACACCCCAAACAACAACUCCGAUGAUGAUCAUGACGAUCCUAACAGGCAAGUAUAUUCAAAUGCAAUUGUUCAACGACGUGUUCAAGGUAGAAGGUAUUUUACUAUCCCCCCAGAACUUCAAUUAAAAUACAACUAUGACCGAAAUUUAACUGCACCAGCACCAAAGUAUUUGAUAGAUGGACUCCAUAAAGCUACUCCACGCACAGUAUAUGAAGAAGGUGUUGUUCAUAUAUUACCAGUUAUUUUUUUAAAGCAAAAUUUGGUGCCUGGACAAAUUUUGCCUAUUAUAGCUCGUUCUACACAUGUUGAACUAAUAUUAAAAUAUGCCAUAUUCCGUAAUCGUUCAUUUGGAGUUUGCUACAAACUUAAUGAAAAUAAGCGUACAUUUGGAACAAUUGCCGAGGUUUAUGAACAUCCUGUAGAAAAAGAAACUUCUCAGUUAUUUCAAAUAAUAGCUAUGGGCCAUCAGCGGUUUGAAAUUUUAGAAGUCAAUAAAUUUCCUGAAAGUCAUGAACAUUUACUUGCUUUGACGAGAAUCAAAAUCAUAUCAGAUAUUACAUUAACUCAUCCGUAUAAUACAUUGUGUUUACAUCCAAAGAAACGUAAUAUGAGUCAUGGUGAAAUGUGCCGUAAAAGAGACAUGUGGCAAACUCAGUGGCCAGAUUGGGUUUAUAAACAGUUUGAUGUUUAUGCAUUGGCAUCUCGUCUUUCCAAAAAAGUUAAAAUGUUGUAUAAAGAUGUAAAAAUCUCAGAUGACCCAUAUUUGUUGUCAUUCCAAGUGACAGGACUUGGUAUAUUCAGUCAAGAACAAGUAAGUGAGUUGCUCGGUAUUGAGUCAACAAACCUACGACUUCAAUACGAACUACAAUAUUGGAAUAAAACUCAAUCAAUACAAAAAUUCUUGUGUGCUCGAUCUGGCUGUAGUGCUCCAGUGUGCAAUAUGAGCAAUGUGUUUCCAAUGUCUCCUGAAGGACCUCAGAGUACUUAUUGUAACUCUUGGGGGAUAAUUCAUGAAAUGAUAACUGUAACUGAACUGGAAGAUGAUUUAGACGUGAUAUCAAUAGGAAGUCCGUCUACUGAAUGCUGCUGGUUCCCCGGAUAUAAAUGGACAAUAAUUUUGUGCCCAAAUUGUCAAAACCAUUUGGGCUGGAGUUAUUUGGCUGAUGAAAAUUUGACACUAACGCCAAAAGUAUUCUAUGGAUUAUCUGUACGCGCCAUAACAUCUAUUAAAGACAAGUUAGUGCCAGACAGAGAAAGACUUGAGGAAAUCAAUGAUGUAACAUUUUAAGAAAUAUUUAAAAUUUUCUCUAUUCUCAUUACAAUUAUUUAUUAAGUACAAAGUAUGUAAAUGAGCCAUAAAUAUAUAUCAUGUUUUCUGCUA
Messenger RNA from Metopolophium dirhodum (rose-grain aphid), 1660 nucleotides. RefSeq names its product protein cereblon-like. The record is from RefSeq and is a predicted model, not a curated record. The coding region runs from base 242 to 1567 and encodes 441 amino acids. Lineage: Eukaryota; Metazoa; Arthropoda; Insecta; Hemiptera; Aphididae. The transcript is spliced from 10 exons.